AUGCUCUCAACACGUCCUGUCAGUUCGACGCUCGAGAGAGCAAUGGCCAGACCUUCCUUCCCAUCCUUCGAAGAGGAAUGCUGUACUGCGUCAAAAAUCGACGCACUCGCUCACACAACGACGUGUCUGAUUGGUCGAAAUGAGAGGACGCCAACAUGGGACGGCCAAUCACAGCCAUCGAUAGAAGUUUCAAAGUGCAUCGAAACUUUAAUACUAAUCGUAAGGGAAAGACACGUGCAAGACGAACGAAGCUUCGAAGAGGAAUGCUGUACUGCGUCAAAAAUCAAGGCACUCGCUCACCCAACGACGUGUCUGAUUGGUCGAAAUGAGAGGACGCCAACAUGGGACGGCCAAUCACAGCCAUCGAUAGAAGUUUCAAAGUGCUUCGAAACUUUAAUACUAAUCACACGUGCCAACCGUACGAAGCUUCGAAGAGGACUGUUGCACUCCACCACACUCCGCGCAACGUACCCUUUAACGAUGAAUCUGAUUGGUCUAAAUAGGAGGACGCCAUAAUGAAAUGACCAAUCACAGGCAUUGGUAGAAAGUUCGAAUUGCUUUGAAACUUUAACAUUAAAAGAACGGAAAAUUAUCAACGCCAUAUUGAAAUAUGGUCAAGAUUACUUUUUUCACUUUAAAGCACCGAA
Osmia lignaria (orchard mason bee) is the source of this 647-nucleotide messenger RNA. The record is from RefSeq and is a predicted model, not a curated record. NCBI's taxonomy places the organism in Eukaryota, Metazoa, Arthropoda, Insecta, Hymenoptera, Megachilidae.